CUCAGAAACCAGCAAUCCAAGCUUGCUCUGAUCGAUUGGAGAUUGAAGAGUGUACACAAAAUUGGAUCCUUCAAAACUAAUUUCACUGAACCAAGCCAACCACCACCACGAUGAAAUUCUUUGACUUUGCCGACCCCGCCAGUGCCAUGAUGGACGAUCCAGUGGAUACUAGUGCUAGUGCUAGUACCGGUAGUGGAACGAUCAAGAAGAAGGACAAGAAGAAGAAGAGCCGAAAGAACCGUUCGAUUUCUCCCAUGGCAAGUGUAAGACACUCUGGCUGGCAACGGCCCAGUAUCAAGCGGAGUCAUUCGACGUCUCCUCGUCGUCGCGAUGGCAGCAGUGGAUGGGACAAUGCAUGUAUGGAUGCUUCUUCGUCUACUGCGUUGAGCAACACUUCCUCGCAUUCCCAUUCCCACGUUUCCAUGCAAGAUCAUCUAGAGGGCAUUGAAGCCUUCUGCAAAGUCAUGCAGGAAGCACAGCCUGAACACAGAGCCAGACUCAUCUCAGAAUCGCUGCAGAGAAAGCAGCAGAAACACUCCAAAAAGUAAACCAGUACAGUACACACAGGUCAAGCAAGGAGUCUUACCCACUACAGUACCAACCCUCAAUCAUCCCAAGUGGAUAGAUAGCCUUGAAUUAAUACAUACUAGCUAGCAGUCUGCCUCUUAAUCUAGUCUCGACAUGGUACGGUACGUGGUUCGGCCUCCCAAAGGGAAACA
Molecule: messenger RNA, 719 nt
Organism: Seminavis robusta
Lineage: Eukaryota; Bacillariophyta; Bacillariophyceae; Naviculales; Naviculaceae
Source: the annotation of a GenBank genome assembly